UAGAUUAACGGCUCCUCUGUGCGCCGUGUUUACAGUUAAUGGGCCAAAAGAUGGUUCCAGUCAGGACUGGGAGGGAUCGGAGGACUGCCUGCAGACCUGCAGGCUCCUGUUCCACUCUGGAUAUGAGCAGAACUCAGCCCUGCGCCGCUCUGGCUCACCACACAAAAACAAGCUCUGGACUCUGACUGGGAAGAGCCAGAGAAGGCUCCUCCUCCGUGGUGUUUGUGUGUGUGUGUGUGUGUGUGUGUGUGAGUGAGAGUGUGUGUGUUCUCCCCUGAGCUGCAGCCAGUCUGCAGUGUGUGAGCCAGGGGAGAGUGUGUGUGUGAGUGUGUGAAUGCACCAUGUCUCCGGUGUACCUGCUCACGGGGGGCUGCGGCUUCCUGGGGAAACACCUGCUGGAGGUGCUGCUGCAGCAGGAGCGCGAGCUGGCGGAGGUCCGGGUCUUCGACAAGCACGUGGAGCGCGAGCUGGAGGCGCGCAGCACAGAGAAGACCAAGGUGGUGGUCAUCCAGGGGGACAUCACGGACUACAGCAGCGUGCUGGAGGCGACUCGCGGCGUCGACGUGGUCAUCCACUCCGCCAGCCUGGUGGACGUGUGUCACAGAAUCCCGGAGAGCGCCAUCUACGCCGUCAACGUGACAGGGACGAAGAACGUGAUCCAGGCGUGCGUGGAGUGCGGCGUGGAGCGGCUGGUCUACACCAGCAGCAUGGAGGUGAUCGGCCCCAACAUGAACGGAGACCACUUCCUCAGGGGGAAUGAAGACACGCCGUACGUCGUGAAACACACCAUGGCGUAUCCCAAGAGCAAGACGGAGGCCGAGAAGAUCGUGCUGGAGGCCAACGGCAUCGAGGUGCGCGGCGGGAAGCGGCUGUACACCUGCUCUCUGAGGCCCACCGGGAUCUACGGCGAGGGCCACCAGCUGAUGAAGGACUUCUACAAGCAGACGGUUCAACGGGGGGGCGUGGUCAUCGGAGGCAUCCCAGACCACAUCGAGCACGGGAGGGUGUACGCAGGUAAUGUGGCCUGGAUGCACGUCCUGGCGGCGCGCGCCCUGAGGGACCGGCCGCAGGAAGUGGGCGGCGAGGCAUUCUUCUGCUACGACGACUCGCCCUACAAGAGCUAUGAGGACUUCAAUAUGACGCUGCUCUCCGUCUACAACUUCCGCAAGUCCCGCAUGCCCUUCCUGCUGCUCUGGUUCCUCGCCCUGUUCAACGACGUCAUGCGCUGGAUCCUGAGCCCGGUGUACAACUACACGCCGCUGCUGAACCGCUACACCCUGGCGGUGGCCAGCACCACCUUCACGGUGGGGACGGACAAGGCCCAGCGCUACUUCCAGUACAGCCCCCUGUACGACUGGGACCAGUGUCUGGCCCGCACGCAGAAGUGGAUCAGCACCUUCCACUCGGAGAAGCCCAAAGAGACGUAACGGCGUUCGCAAACUGCUGCUCGCACCAUACACACCGGGAAUCAGCACACAAACGCACACACAGAUCAGCCAACACAUGGUGGUCGCUGACGGAGAAGUCUGUAGCCCGUCUGGGACCCGAUUUGUUAAAAAGUUGAUGUUUCAGAAGCAAUAAACCAGACCAGGGUCAGAGUCUGAGUACGUUUGACUGUGACGGAGUCAGAACAUUUAGAAAACUUCAGCUCUGAAAGGAUGGAAAUUUGAUUUAAUUUAACUUACAAAUCCCAACACAGUCAUCUGAAAACACUGUUACAGAGAGAAAUCCAGCAAUCCCACAUGAGCCGAGAGGACAUGAUGGAAAAGGUCACUUUUUAACAGGAACACCCCUGCAGAACCAGACUCAGAGGAGACUCUCUGCAGAACCAGACUCAGAGGAGGAGACGAGAUAAAAGUUGGGCAUGGACACAGAUUGUCACAGAUGGUCAUAAAAAUCCACUCACUGCAGACACGAUAGAGGCUUAUAUCAUGAAAAUUCCAGGUUUACUGUCGGAGAUCCUGCAGGAAGGAACAGAGAGGGAACGUUAAGCCCCUUUCACACUGGCCAAAAACCCCAUUGAAACUCGCUAAUAAUCGCCUCCUUAUGGCAGUGUGUAAGGGUGUAAUCGGAAUUUAGACCUGGGUCUUUCAACCCUGCAAUAAACCCAGGAAUUUACCGGGUCGGCUCUACGGCUUUGAGUAAGAGGGACACAUCCGGGAACUUACGUGAUGACGUUGACGCAGCGUGGCUUCGUUAGCGCGCUAGUUGUUGUUUCUGGACACAGCAUGAGAUUUCCUUCAUCAAGAUGACCCAGUAUUGGCAAGAUAG
This is a messenger RNA of Salarias fasciatus (jewelled blenny), 2271 nucleotides long. Its product is annotated as hydroxy-delta-5-steroid dehydrogenase, 3 beta- and steroid delta-isomerase. Gene Ontology annotation, molecular function: oxidoreductase activity, acting on the CH-OH group of donors, NAD or NADP as acceptor. The record is from RefSeq and is a predicted model, not a curated record. The transcript has 7 exons. The coding region runs from base 342 to 1427 and encodes 361 amino acids. Lineage: Eukaryota; Metazoa; Chordata; Actinopteri; Blenniiformes; Blenniidae. Gene Ontology annotation, biological process: steroid biosynthetic process.